CUAAUUAAUUAAUUUGGGUGAGCAGGCAUAUCACCUUCGCCCUCAGCUACUUGCCGAUAAUUUCCACACCCACACACCCAUUUAUAUAAAAACUCUGUCCACUGGUCCUUUCUCACGGACAGAAUUCCAUCAUUACUCUCCAUUUCAAAGUCUUGCCCACCAACCAAGAGAGAGAGAUGCGUGGUGGUGAGGAGGUGGAGAGCAAGGAAUGGUACUUGUCGGCCUAUGCACCGGAAGGUGUUCCGACCUCCGAUCACCUGAAACUCCAGUCGGUAAGAUUAUCUCUAGCCGUUGAUUCAAUCCCUGAAGGCCACGUGGCCGUUGAGAUGCUCUGGAUCUCUGUAGAGCCCUACUCCCGCACCCGGAUGAGUGGCAUCCCAGACGGCCUCCACCUUCCCCAACUCUCCCUUAAUCAGACAGUGACAACAUUUGGAAUCGGAAGGGUAAUUCGGUCCAAAAAUAGCAGUUAUGCGGAGGGUGAUAUAGUUGUUAACCCGUUCUCCCCGGUGGCUGAGUAUUGCGUGGUGCCGCCCGAUUUUCUCCGGAAGGUUGAUCCGACGGAUGGAAUUGAAUUGCCAUAUUAUCUUAGUUGUCUGGGGUUGCCUGGGUUUGCAGCAUGGGUGGGAAUAGAGGUGCUGGGCUGCCCAAAAGCAGGAUCUAAUGUGUUCAUAUCCGCCGCCGGUGGAGGCGUUGGGAUGGUCGCCGGCCAGUUGGCCAAAAUCAAAUCAUGUCGAGUGGUCGGCAGCACCGGGUCAGAUGAAAAGGUGAAGCUCUUGAAAGAGGAACUUGGAUUUGAUGAUGCUUUCAACUACAACAAGGAAACAAAUUUUGAUGCGGCCUUAAGCAAGUAUUUUCCAGAAGGAAUAGACGUGUACUUCGAUAAUGUUGGUGGCAAGAUGCUUGAGGCAGUCCUCAACCAUGUCAAUAGUCAUGCUCGUAUUGCACUCUGUGGAAUGGUAUCUCAGUACAAUGAGGUGUGGACAAGGAGGGAAGGGGUGAGGAAUCUGCUGAACGCGGUGGGGAAGGAGGUGAGGAUGGAAGGGUUUAUGGUGGGUUCAUAUUUGGAUCGCUUUGGGGAUUUUGCAGAGGAAGUGGAGAGGUACGUGAAGCAAGGGAUGAUCAAGGCGAAGCACAAAGUCUACAUUGGGAUUGAGAGCUUCUUGGACAGCUUGGCUUCACUCUUUUCCAGCUCUAAUGCUGGUAAAGUUCUAAUUCAAGUAAAGCCAUAAAUGGCUUCGUUCCCAACUCAUUCCAACCUACUACCAACUGCUUAAUUAAAUACUAUAGUGGAAUACUGCUGCAUUCAAUGUUAAUCAAUGGGUUGCCUAUAUAUAUAUCAUCGGUGUUCGUAUUGAUGUUC
Malania oleifera is the source of this 1360-nucleotide messenger RNA. Its product is annotated as 2-alkenal reductase (NADP(+)-dependent)-like. Gene Ontology annotation, molecular function: 2-alkenal reductase [NAD(P)H] activity. The record is from RefSeq and is a predicted model, not a curated record. The coding region runs from base 177 to 1229 and encodes 350 amino acids. The transcript has 6 exons. Lineage: Eukaryota; Viridiplantae; Streptophyta; Magnoliopsida; Santalales; Ximeniaceae.